CGUCCGGGACCGAGACAAGGCACUUCUCAUUGGCAUGCAGUACGACGCUCCCGAACGGCCUCCAGUGGGGAGGCUAAGGACGCCUCACAGGGAUGUCCGUCUGCUUAAGGAUUUCCUCAUUAGGCACGAGGGCUAUCUCGAACAGAACAUUGUUGUUCUCAUCGAUGAUCCUGCAAAUGAGUGUAUGCGCCCGACGAAGGCGAACAUAGAAGCAGCGAUCGAAGCGUUCAUGAAAGACAUCCAGCCUGGUGAUCGGCGUGUGUUCUUCGUCGCCGGACACGGGUACCAAAUCAUCAGCCGCACGGGCACGGAAGAUGACAACAUGGACGAAGUUAUUCUGCUCGAUGAUCACCUCGGCGAACCGCUUGACGUCGAAGGCAAGCCUCUCGAUCCGUACCAGCUAAAGGAAGGACACCCAGACAGGGGAAAGCUCGAAGGAAUCAUUACAGACAACUUUCUAAGAGAGAGGCUCGUUGACAGGUUGCCUCCGGGGGCUCGUCUGGUGGCCAUCUUCGAUACCUGUCAUUCGGGCACCAUGCUGGAUCUGGAUUAUCACUGGGACUGGCGACAUUUGCGCUAUACAUCACGGAGGUCAAGUUCUGGCUAUGUCAUCAAUCCCCGUCAUACUGUGUAUUCCGCAACGCACACCCGUAGCUUUGUGUACAGCGCCACGCAGCGUACGGGUGCCCGAGCUAGUAUUUCCAAGACAUCGAUGACCUUGACGGACUGUGCUGUGUCGUCCUCUGCGGCGUGGGUGCCCGACGACACUACUGAGGAGCGGCCCCAAUGCUCUUCGCCCACGUCCGAGCGAGCCCCCGUACUGCCACAGCCUAGUAAGGGUCCACCCUAUGGACCCGUUGCUGCUGAUGUGUUGUCUAUCUCGUCGGCAAAGGACUCGCAGCGGGCAUGGGGAGGAGAGCACACCAUGCUUACGGUCUUGCUGGAUAUCCUACGCGAGUCGAAAGAGGGCCAGAGACCCAAAGUCUGCAAGUUUAUGGGGAACCUGCAGUAGGUUUGGUAUCUCAGUUUGGCGAAGAUAUAUCUGUUAAUAUUUUCAUCCAGGAAAAAGACGUUAGAGCACAGGUUCUCCGCCAUCCAGAGUUCCCUGAAGAACAGGCCAGGAAUGGUGCAAAAAAUUAAGGCUGUUCAAAGUCAUCAAUUUGGAUCACUCUCCCCAUGGGUAUGCUCUAUGAGUGCUCUUAUUGGUUGAUUUUCUCUGACUAGAAUCCAUACAGGCAUCAGAGCGCGAACUGGUCCUGUGAUGAGGUCCUUUGGUCUCGCGGUUACAACCAUGCUAAUUAUGCGCGGAUUCUACGGGCACAUGCUAUAUUUCUGCAUUUCUACUUGCUGUACACACGAAUACCGGGACGUUGGACUAUACGGACUAGGCUUCACGGACCUUUGAUUCCAUCCUAACUUGUCAAUUGUAGCCUUAGUAUAGCUUAUUUUUAGGCCUGUUGCCAGAUCAACACUGGCGUAAUCAGAUACACAUGUUAUGUAGCACGUAUUUCUAUGCGUUAGGACUCUUUGCUGCAUACUGUUGUGGUCAGCUCGUUGCGAGAACGCCAAUGUCCUCGCGCCUCUAUCAAUUCAUAUCAUCCUUUCCCACCACUG
Messenger RNA from Phanerochaete carnosa HHB-10118-sp, 1614 nucleotides. RefSeq lists its product as uncharacterized. NCBI's taxonomy places the organism in Eukaryota, Fungi, Basidiomycota, Agaricomycetes, Polyporales, Phanerochaetaceae. The transcript has 9 exons. The coding region runs from base 35 to 1012 and encodes 325 amino acids. Gene Ontology annotation, biological process: proteolysis. Gene Ontology annotation, molecular function: cysteine-type endopeptidase activity. The record is from RefSeq and is a predicted model, not a curated record.